CAAUUUUUCACGAGAUGGUAAAUAAGAUAAUAUCUGAAAUUUGAAGGAUAAGGAGGGAAAAACCCUCAGUUUCUGCUUUCUUCCCCUCCCCUACUUAUAGCAGCUUUUGGAUUUGAGUUACUUCCCAUUUUAUUUUCCCCACUAACCCACCACAAUUUAUCUGUUUAUUUUAGUGUGAGAGAGAGAAAACGAGUUAUUGACUCAGUGAGUUGACACAUCCAAAUCCAUAAACCAAAAAUGAUGAUGAUCCAUCGCCAACAUCCGACGGUUGAUAUUCCACCAUGGGACCCACCGUAUGAUGAUCCAUCCACUCCCAUCUUCUCGCCACAAACAAACGAUUACUUUGCUGCUCUGAAGCGUUACUUGCCGUCGUCUGAGUUUGAUGACUCGGAUAAUGAGUCGUCGGACUUGCCGUUCGACUCGUUUACGUGCGAUAACUUCCGAAUGUAUGAGUUUAAGAUACGGAAGUGCGUGCGUGGGAGGUCACAUGACUGGACUGAGUGUCCGUAUGCUCAUCCCGGUGAGAAGGCUCGUCGGAGGGAUCCCCGGAAGUUUCAUUAUUCCGGCACUGCGUGCCCGGAGUUUCGCCGUGGGAGCUGCCGGAAGGGGGACUCUUGCGAGUACGCGCAUGGUGUGUUUGAGUGCUGGUUACACCCUGCUCGCUACAGGACUCAACCUUGCAAGGAUGGGCCCCACUGUAAACGCCGUGUUUGCUUCUUUGCUCACUCCCCUGAGCAGCUAAGGGUCCUUCCUUCUCUCUCCACCGAGUCACCCCCGAUUCGUCUCGGUUAUGACUCAGUUGACGAGGUUGGACUGGGCGGCGGUUCUGGGUUGUCUUCUUAUACGCAGGAGCAGCUUCGAGUUCUUCCUCCUCUUCCCGAGUCGCCACCGAGUUAUGGACGACUCGGGAGUGAGUCAAUGAACGGGUUUGUGGGUUCGCCGCCGAUGAAGCUGGGGUUCAACGGGUAUUCUCCGACGUCGGUGUUCGACUCGUUUCCUGACUCACCGCCAAUGUCUCCAAGGUAUGCAUCACCUAACUCGGUGAAUGAACUCUCAAAUGCGAUGAGGGGACUGCAGUUGGGAAAGCUAGGAGUGGGACCGAGAAACUUAUGGGGGGUACAGAUGGGUUCGCCAAGGAGUCCAAGAGGGUUCGUGUGUGGUAGUAGUUGUAGUGGUGUAUCCGGUGGUCUCUGCGGUGGUGGAAGUUUACCAACCACCCCAACUCGGAACCCAACACGGUCUGGACUCGGGCUGUUUGACCUGUGGGAUGUGAAUAUCGAGGAAGAGGUGCCAAUGGAACGAGUUGAAUCAGGGAACGGUCUGCGCGCAAGGAUGUACGCAAAGCUGUGUAAAGAAAACUCACUUGAUCAUGACCGAGUCAACUCGGUGAGUCCAGGUCCAGACUUUGGUUGGGUAUCUGAGUUAAUUAAGUGAUGAUAUGGUAAGGGCAUUUUCGGUGAUUCAAAACAUUUAUUCUGCUGAUUUGUGAAUAUAUGAAGAAGACGAAUUUCAACUUUUCCGGUGUAAAUAUUGUUUGAAGAAAAAAAAUUGGAGGAAAAAAAAAAAUGAAGAGGCUGAAAUGACCAAAUGGUCUCCUAUUUUGUGGGUUGUUAUUUUGGAGGCAUUUUGGUAGGCGAGGUCAAAAAAGGAAAUUGUGAAAGUUGAAAAAAAGAAUGUAUAGAUGGCGAAGAUCUAUUGAGACAGGCUGCUUUUGGAAGUAUUUAGAUGUUUUUUUUAAUUAUUUUGGGGUAUUUGGAAUUAUUACUAUUUAAAAGACUUUUGCUAAUUGUUAAUUCUGGAUGUAGUAUGAUUAUGAUGUUAAUUAUGGGUCCGAUUCGGAGAUUAUUGAUUAAUCUGAUGUAAUUAGAGCGUUUUGUGUUGGUUUCUAUCAAUGUGAAUGGUUAUUUGCGAGCUUUUCAUUCUUA
Molecule: messenger RNA, 1925 nt
Organism: Spinacia oleracea (spinach)
Lineage: Eukaryota; Viridiplantae; Streptophyta; Magnoliopsida; Caryophyllales; Amaranthaceae
Product: zinc finger CCCH domain-containing protein 49
Exons: 1
Coding region: 238-1434 (398 amino acids)
Molecular function (GO): metal ion binding
Source: RefSeq, a predicted model, not a curated record